Molecule: messenger RNA, 1082 nt
Organism: Phascolarctos cinereus (koala)
Lineage: Eukaryota; Metazoa; Chordata; Mammalia; Diprotodontia; Phascolarctidae
Product: adenosine deaminase domain-containing protein 1-like
Biological process (GO): RNA processing; adenosine to inosine editing
Cellular component (GO): nucleolus; cytoplasm
Molecular function (GO): tRNA-specific adenosine deaminase activity; double-stranded RNA adenosine deaminase activity; double-stranded RNA binding
Source: RefSeq, a predicted model, not a curated record
GCGAGCGGGCGCGAGAGCGGCCUGGUCCACAGGAGGCACCAGACUAUUUGAAAGACGCGGCCUUGCGCCGGGGCUUCUUUCGACCCACCUUCCACCCUGGUCCCGGGAGGCUACAAUGGAGGGGGCGACGGAAGCGGCAACGAGGCAGAGGAGGCGGCGGCGGCUCAGAGGCCCAAGAAAAUGUCUGGUAACAAUGAUUGGUUUCAGAGUUCCCAGGUUCCUAGCUUUGCUCAGAUGUUGAAAAAGAACUUGCCAGUUCAACCUUCUAUAGCAACAGUGAAUCCUCCUCCAGGACAUUCAUCAUCAGAGAGUUACAGUGUGUCAAAUUUAGCUUCUAAGGUUACACAAGUCACAGGUAACUUUCCAGAACCACAGCUUUCCAAAGUAGUCCUACCUAAUCCAAAUACUAUCCUCCCUCCCAAGAAGAUUCCCAAGGAAUUCAUUUUAAAGUACAAACGUGGGGAGAUAAAUCCAGUGUCAGCCCUGCAUCAGUUUGCACAAAUGCAGCGUGUGCAACUUGACCUUAAGGAAACUGUAAAAACAGGUAAUGUUAUGGGUCCUUAUUUUGCUUUCUGUGCCGUGGUGGAUGGUAUUCAAUAUAAAACUGGACUGGGACAAAAUAAAAAGGAGUCUAGAUCCAAUGCAGCCAAGCUAGCCCUUGACGAGCUUUUGCAGUUGGAUGAUCCUGAACCAAGGAAUGUAGAAACAUCAGCUCUCUAGGCUUGACCAUUUUGGCUUCAAGACUUAAUGAACCCUCUUGGACAGAGCUCCCAAAGUGACUAUGUUUUCUCCUCCCUGAAUGAUUCCAUAUUUAUCUGUCCCAUAUUGACCUGAUUCUCCAAAAUGGUGAUACCAUGAGCUAUGAGGAACAAUACCAGAGAAAUAGAAAUUGGAGAGAAUCAACCAGAAAGCUUUGGCUGUAAGAUGCACCAAAAACUGUGUGGAAAAAAAGCCCCAAAACUUAAGUUAGCUGCAAAGUAGGCCUAGCUGUUGUCCUCUCCCCCAAAGACUUGUUGUAAUAAAUGAACAUUCACUUGUAUUACUAUUUUUCAUGUAUAUGUAGAUAUUUUUAUGAUUAAUAA